This is a messenger RNA of Gongylonema pulchrum, 279 nucleotides long. NCBI's taxonomy places the organism in Eukaryota, Metazoa, Nematoda, Chromadorea, Rhabditida, Gongylonematidae. The record is from the annotation of a GenBank genome assembly.
AAAUAUCGUCGUGAAUUGCGACAUGAGGGAAUUGAAAAUUUGGCUAUUGGAUUUGCGAUAUAUGAUAUGGGUGAUCAUGGUGAACGUUUGACGAAAGCAUAUUUCCAGCAGCACAAGUCAUGCGCAAGAAGCGCUGCAUUCAUAAAUCUACGUGAGGUAAGCGGACGUUUUCGAAUUGCUCCUGGUAACUAUGUGAUUGUUCCGUCAACAUUUGAACCGAAUGAAGAGGCUGAAUUUAUGCUUCGAGUGUACACGAAUGGUUUUAUUGAAUCGAAGUAA